AUGAUAACAAAUGUUCUGCCCCCUUUUCCAAAUUAUCCUCACCCUCGCCCGCAAUAUCCACCUCAAGCUGCUUACCACCCCAAACCGCCUGCUCAACCUAUUCAGUUAAGAUCACAUGCUCCUCAAACCAACCCAAGAACACCAAGGAAUCUUGAUCCACCUCUCCCCCUUCCGCUCAGUGAAAUCUAUCGAUACCUGUUGGUGGGGUAUUCAACCAAUAAUUGUGGAGCUCUUCGUGGAAGGGUACAGGCUCUAAUCAGAAAUGGAUGGUUACAAAUUGAAGGAAAUUGCUCUCUUCCCAACGUCACUUCAAACCCAUUACCUAAUCACGAUACAGGAAAUGGAGUGAAUGUGAUAGAACCUUGGAAUGAAAGAUCAAUCUUAGAGAUAAAUCAGAUGAUUCCGAAUUUCAAUGAGAUUUUUGCAAUUGCAGUAAAAGAGGGAUAUGUAUGCCCUCAGGGAUCUGGGUCGGGAAGUGAUCGGCAUAAUUCAGGAUGCCCUUACCAUGGAGGGACGACCGGUCAUGAGUUGCAAAACUGUGAUGAAUUCAGGCAAGAAGUUUGGAGAAUGCUUUCACUCAGAAUUUUGAGAUGUCAGCGGAGGUCAAGGAUAGAGGAUGAAGUGAACACAGCCAGAUUUGGCCGAGAUACCUCUACCCCCAAUCCAAGAAUAGUCUUUUCUGCUCCUAACACACCAACACCACUAGUGCCACCAAUAACGAUCAUCCGAACUCCGCCUCUACUCCCAGUCACUAAUACCCAUGCAAUGUCUUGGAACUACAAUAUCCAAGUAUUUACUCAGAACGCAUCCUGCGGCACUUCAAUUUCUACCCUCAACCAUACCUACACUCAACCCAUCACCUCUCCUAAGCUAUGCUUUGCCCCACACGAGCAUUUCAAGAUGACUUAUAUAGGACCCUCCAACAAUACUACUCCCCAACCAAAGCCAAAACCUGUCACAACCAGUAACUCACUCCCACAAGAUCAGGAAGUAGAAUUUAUAACCAGGAGUGGGAGAAGUUACGAAAAUGAUGAAACAGAAAAGAAGAAGGGGAAAGUAAAAAUGGGAGUGUCACCAGAAAAUAUGGAGGAAGGGGCUGUAAGAGUUGAGAAAGGGGAAUCUAGUGAAAAGAAAGAAGAAGAGGAACUGCUACUGCAAAUCAUGAAACAAAGUGAAUAUGAUGCCUUUGUGACCCCCGAUAUCACACCAGGGCAAUUUGAGAAGAUAGUUGGGCAAAUUCAGGCGUCCAAUUUUGUCACUUUCUUGGAAGAUAAAGUAGACCUGACUGGCUUGAAACAUACUAAAGCUCUGCAUGUGACAGUUAAGUGUAAGAGGUGCAUAGUCGCUAAAGUUCUGAUUGAUAAUGGAUCUGCCCUUAAUGUCUUGCCUAAUGCCACCUUGGCGAAACUACUUGUUAAUCUAUCAGCCGUACGCCAAAGUGUCAUGGUAGUAAGAGCCUUUGACGGUACAAAGAGAGAGCUAGACUCCAUGUCUGAGGCACUGAUUUCACCAAUCGCUGAAGGGCAAGAGCUUGAUAAUUGGGAAGCAGAAGAUAUCCCUAUGCUUAAUCUCAAGUAA
This is a messenger RNA of Hevea brasiliensis (rubber tree), 1578 nucleotides long. RefSeq lists its product as uncharacterized. NCBI's taxonomy places the organism in Eukaryota, Viridiplantae, Streptophyta, Magnoliopsida, Malpighiales, Euphorbiaceae. The record is from RefSeq and is a predicted model, not a curated record. The transcript has 4 exons. The coding region runs from base 1 to 1578 and encodes 525 amino acids.